ACCGCAAUAAACUCUCUGCAUUAUGUACAUUGUAAAGGAGACCUGGGUGAUGGGACCAGUGGUGUGUGACAUCUGGUUGAGCGUGGACAUCACUUGUUGCACAUGUUCGAUACUACAUCUCUCCGCUAUCGCACUGGAUCGUUAUAGAGCUAUUACCGAUGCCGUGGAGUAUGCCAGAAAGCGAACCCCCCAGCAUGCUGCCUUCAUGAUUGCAAUAGUGUGGAUCAUUUCUAUAUUCAUAUCUAUGCCGAUAUUGUUCUGGCGGCACCAAAGCCAAAAUCGUGACGACGAAUGCAUGAUCAAACACGACCACAUUGUUUUUACUAUAUAUUCUACCUUUGGAGCCUUUUAUAUCCCGUUGGCAUUGAUACUUAUCCUUUAUUAUAAAAUUUAUAGAGCUGCCAAAUCCUUAUACCACAAGCGGAACGUGAGUCGAUGUGAAAAAGAACAAAACGGUCAGGUUCUUCUAGAAGCUUGUGGGAAAAGUUCUACCAUGUGUAUAGCAGAGAAGUCUUUCUCGGACCACUCAACGGAUUUCGACAGGAUCCAUAUCACAACACGGAACCCAAGAGCAGAAGCGAGGCACGAGAAAGCAAUGAGGAGGCAUAAAAUAUCCAGCAACAGGGAACGCAAAGCUGCCACCACCUUGGGCUUAAUCUUGGGUGCUUUUGUCAUUUGUUGGCUUCCGUUCUUUGUGAAGGAGGUUAUUGUAAAUAUAUGUAAUGCAUGUUAUAUCUCGGACGACAUGAACAAUUUUCUCACAUGGCUUGGAUACCUCAACUCCUUAAUUAACCCUCUUAUUUAUACCAUCUUCAAUGAAGACUUUAAGAAAGCAUUCCAGAAACUAAUACGCUGCAGACACUAUCUAUGA
This is a messenger RNA of Bufo bufo (common toad), 871 nucleotides long. It is a transcript of the gene HTR1F, whose product is annotated as 5-hydroxytryptamine receptor 1F. Gene Ontology annotation, molecular function: G protein-coupled serotonin receptor activity. Lineage: Eukaryota; Metazoa; Chordata; Amphibia; Anura; Bufonidae. Gene Ontology annotation, cellular component: plasma membrane. The coding region runs from base 23 to 871 and encodes 282 amino acids. The transcript is spliced from 2 exons. Gene Ontology annotation, biological process: adenylate cyclase-activating adrenergic receptor signaling pathway. The record is from RefSeq and is a predicted model, not a curated record.